Coregonus clupeaformis (lake whitefish) is the source of this 12312-nucleotide messenger RNA. RefSeq names its product calcium channel, voltage-dependent, P/Q type, alpha 1A subunit, b (gene cacna1ab). The coding region runs from base 1662 to 9110 and encodes 2482 amino acids. The record is from RefSeq and is a predicted model, not a curated record. Lineage: Eukaryota; Metazoa; Chordata; Actinopteri; Salmoniformes; Salmonidae. Gene Ontology annotation, cellular component: neuronal cell body; voltage-gated calcium channel complex; membrane. Gene Ontology annotation, biological process: calcium ion import across plasma membrane; chemical synaptic transmission. Gene Ontology annotation, molecular function: high voltage-gated calcium channel activity; calcium ion binding. The transcript is spliced from 50 exons.
UCUCUCUUUCUCUCACUGACUCACUCUCUCACACGCACUCGCUCGAGCUCCCCGGAUUUUUCAGUCUCCAAGGCAUGCAGAUCUCCAAGACCAUAUAGCCUCCGGACUGAACAAUACCGCGCGUGACAGAACGUUUCCCCCGAGGGCGAGGUGAAAAGAAAAACAAAAGCAGACCGUACCGGCGGGCGGCGGGGGUUUUUGUUUUUGGUUUGGGGGAGCGUCGAGCUUGGGGGGCAAUGGAGGGAAAGUGGUACCUUGGCUGCGCCCGCGCCUUGCCUGGUGGCGGAGAAGACACGAGCUGCUACUAGAGCGAGAAUCCAACUGACCGCGCUCGAGCUGCUGUAGCUGUCGGUCGACGUCUCCUGCACAGAAUUGAUGAUGCCGCUUCUUUUUCACACGGCCGUUUUCACCUCAUCCAUUUUAGGAUUCUAUUCACCCAUUCGGAUUGUUCUCCGAACCUUGGAAUAUAGAUGAUUACUGUGGCAUAGAUUAUUCUCUUUUCUCGUCCCUCCCUUCCCCCUCUUUUUAUGUAAAGGAGAAAAAGGGAAGACCAAGACUCGGGACAGCCUGUUUUCAUAGACUAUAGACUGUAUUUUCAACAUCUCCAAUCGCGCGCUCUCUCUCGCUCACGCCCCAACCUGAUCACCACGGCUUCUUGCUACGAGAGCAAGAGAGAGAAGAAAACUCAAAUCCCUAAUUAUCAACAAAUGUGAUUUAGGAUUAGGUUUUAGGGAAUCUUCGCUAUUUGCGGAUAAGCCAACAGAGAGGAGGCAUAAGGUUGGAUUUAGCUAUUGCUCGACUAUACCAUAGGCUAUCAAACAUUGCGGAUGGUACUGAAAUAAAUUAAUUAUUAAGGAUUUUCACCCAUUUUCUAUUCUAGGCUAUUUUUAUCUCCAAUGAGGACAAGACAACUGCAGAUCCUCUCAAGCUGAACUACUGGAGAAAAAGACGCAGUAUAGAUAUAAUGUAGCCUAGUUAGGUAUACAUUAUUGCUAGAUUUAAUUCAUCACCUUGCUGUCAUCCAUAGUUUAUUAUCGCAUAGGAUUAGGGCUAAAUUUAUCGAUUUCUAUACCUAGUGAAAUGUACCACCGUAUUUGCAUGAGGAUUCUGUCCACCUCCAAUGAAAAAAAUCAAGGAUGCCAUCCUCCUUUUUCAAUGAGAUAAAAACAGACAUUGACAUUUUAGCAUUUCAUUUUGGGAAUACCUUCUUACAUCAUCAAUAGGCUAAAAUAUAGAUUUGAACCACGAACUGCUCUCCGCUGAUACAACAAACCACGCCACCACCUCUCUCUCUCCCACAUCACCCACCCGUUCUCCAUUUAGACUCUAAGCACACACAGCGAGAGAAGUGAAGCCACCGUUUGCUCUCUCCUCAGCUCUCAUCUGCGCUCUAGCUCUCUCUCCUCUCCUCAGCUCUUUUUCCCCCGCUCUCUCCAAUGGAGGUGUCUUGGCCGUGAAGACCUGCUAGAGUGAGAGAGUAUCGUCGACCUAUAGACUAACAGACAGACCAACAGACUGACAGAAAGACCCACCACCACCUAUAGGUUCUGCAUGUGUGUUUAGCCCGGAGAUCUAUGGGGUGUAAUGUGGAACGAUCAUUGUGACUAUCCUCUCUGGUUCCUUCUUAACGAUCGGCGUCUGAUCUCCCCACUCCCCACAGAAUGGCACGCUUCGGUGACGAGGUGCCGAACCGAUACGGCGGAGGAGGAGGAGGCGGGGGUGGAGGUGGAAGUGGAGGCGGUGGCAAUGCCGGUCCUCUGGGGGCCCCUGGCCGCGGCGGGAGCCGUCAAGGGGGACCCCCGGGGGGCCAGCGUGUGUACAAGCAGUCGAUGGCCCAGCGGGCCCGGACUAUGGCUCUGUACAACCCAAUCCCGGUCAGACAAAGCUGCUUUACACUCAACCGCUCUCUCUUCAUCUUCAGUGAGGACAACUUUGUGAGAAAAGCUGCUAAAAAGAUUACUGAAUGGCCUCCAUUUGAAUGGAUGAUUUUGGCAACCAUCAUAGCUAACUGUAUCGUCCUGGCUCUGGAACAGCAUUUACCUGAGGAUGACAAAACUCCUCUUUCUGAGAGACUGGAUGAUACAGAGCCCUACUUCAUAGCCAUCUUCUGUUUUGAGUCAGGUAUAAAGAUUCUGGCUCUGGGCUUUGCCCUCCAUAAGGGCUCCUACCUGAGGAAUGGAUGGAACGCUAUGGACUUUGUAGUAGUGCUCACUGGUAUCUUGUCGACGGUUGGCUCCGAAUUUGACCUGCGAACACUGAGAGCAGUCAGGGUUCUGCGACCACUUAAGUUGGUGUCAGGGAUUCCCAGCCUGCAGGUGGUACUCAAGUCCAUCAUGAAGGCUAUGAUCCCCCUGCUGCAGAUCGGACUGCUUCUCUUUGUGGCCAUUCUGAUGUUCGCCAUCAUCGGCCUUGAGUUCUACAUGGGAAAGUUCCACACCACCUGUUUCGACAUCGCCACUGAUGAGAUUUAUGAUGAGUUGCCAUGCGGUACAGAGUUACCGUCCAGAUUGUGUCCUAAUGGGACCACGUGUAAAGGCUAUUGGCUGGGGCCCAACUAUGGGAUCACCCAAUUCGACAACAUUCUCUUUGCUGUCCUCACUGUAUUCCAAUGUAUCACCAUGGAGGGAUGGACCGACAUGUUAUACUAUAGUAAUGAUGUAGAGGGAAGUGCCUGGAACUGGAUGUACUAUAUCCCCCUCAUCAUCAUCGGGUCCUUCUUCAUGUUAAAUCUGGUGCUGGGCGUCCUCUCAGGAGAGUUUGCCAAAGAGAGAGAGCGAGUAGAGAACCGUGCAGAGUUCCUCAAAUUGAGACGCCAGCAGCAAAUAGAGAGAGAGCUAAACGGAUAUCUAGAAUGGAUCUGUAAAGCAGAGGAGGUCCUUCUGAACGAGGAUGGUACCAUUUUUACCGGUACCGUCAAGACCAAGAACAAGAAAGAGCUGCUGAAUCCAGAGGAGGGAGAAGACGGUAGAGCGAAUGGAGACCCAUUUGGCCGUGGUAGUCUACAGGAUGGGUCCAACUACAAUAGGAAGGAGCGGCGGAUACGGUUCUUCAUCCGUAAGAUGGUGAAGACUCAGGCCUUCUACUGGACUGUACUGUGUCUGGUGGGCCUCAACACCAUGUGCGUGGCUGUGGUACACUAUGAACAGCCUGAGAUCCUCUCCGACUUUCUCUUCUAUGCAGAGUUUAUAUUCCUGGGUCUGUUCAUGUCAGAGAUGUGUAUUAAGAUGUAUGGCCUGGGGACUAGGCCCUACUUCAACUCCUCCUUCAACUGCUUCGACUGUGUUGUGAUCGUGGGCAGUAUAUUUGAGGUGAUAUAUGCGGUCAUUAAGCCAGGGACAUCGUUCGGCAUCAGUGUGUUAAGAGCCCUCCGACUGCUCAGGAUCUUCAAAGUCACCAAGUACUGGGCCCCUCUACGUAACUUGGUGGUAUCGUUACUCAACUCUAUGAAGUCCAUCAUCAGUUUGCUCUUCCUCCUCUUCCUCUUCAUUGUCGUCUUUGCCCUUUUGGGCAUGCAGCUCUUCGGUGGACAAUUCAACUUUGAUGGUGGCACGCCGCCCACCAACUUUGACACCUUUCCUGCAGCUAUAAUGACAGUAUUUCAGAUCCUGACGGGUGAAGACUGGAACAUGGUGAUGUAUGAUGGGAUAGAGUCUCAGGGAGGAGUGAACAGUGGAAUGGUCUUCUCCAUCUUCUUCAUAGUGCUCACACUCUUCGGCAACUACACCCUGCUGAAUGUGUUCUUAGCUAUCGCCGUGGAUAAUCUGGCCAAUGCUCAGGAGUUGACCAAGGAUGAGGAGGAGCAAGAAGAGGCAGCUAAUGCCAAGACAACCCUGCAGAAGGCCAAGGAGGUGGCUGAAGUUAGUCCUCUGUCUGCCGCUAACCUCUCCAUCGCUGCAGUGACAGUAACAAAAACUGAGCGUAUCGAUGCCACAGAGAAUGUUCUCGACUGUAAGGAGCAGCAGAAGAACAAUAAGCCUGGUGGUAAAUCAGUGUGGGAACAGAGGACCAGUGAGAUAAGGAGACAGAACCUGAUGACCAGCAGAGAGGCCCUGUACAACGAAAUGGACACGGAGGACUGGAAGGUCAGGGGAGAGGGGGAGGGAGAGGUGUCGUACCCCCAUCGUGCGGGGGACAUGAAGACCCACCUGGACCGUCCGCUGGUGGUCAACCCCCAGGACAACCGCAACAACAACACCAACAAGACCCGGCCCGGAGAGCCCCCUCUAGACCCACAGGACACCCUGGGUCACCAGAGGGCUGAAGAAUACAUCCGACGCCAGGCCCGCUACCACCAGAGAAACAGGGGUGGAGAACCAGGGGGAGUUAGUGGCCCAGAGAGAGAGGCCCGUCUGGGGCACGGGGGGAGCAGAUUGUCCCUGCAGACGCUGGAGGGUAUUGAAGAAAGAAGGGAACAUGGAAGGAGAUGUAGGCAUACAGAAGGGAAGGAGAGGAGGAGUGUGUCACCGCAGAAUAGCGAGGGAGGAGUGGGGGAUGAGAAGAGGAGGCACAGGAGGGUUAGGAGGGAGGGGGAGGAGGGAGGGAGAAGGCAUAAGGGUAAGGGGACAGAGGGGGUAGUGGUAGGGGAAGGGGGUGAGGUAGAGGGGGAGGGGAGGAGGCCGAGGCGUCAUCGGCAUGGAGAGAGGAGCCGACAGCAUCGAGUUAGAAAAGACCACUACGGCAGUGGCCCCAACCUCUCCACCGCUCGGCCCAUCCUCAGACAGGACAGUCAGUACAGUGAAGACCUAGACAACCUCUUCAACAACAGCAAACUACACAGCAACACGCACACACACGACCACACACUCCACGCGCUGCCCCCGGACCACCCUGACCUUGUGAAUAACCUCCUGAACCGCAGUGUGACCGCAGAUACACGCCUCCAUAGUAUGGACAGUCUGAUUCUGACCAGUAUGGCCAAGCCGGCCCAUACGGUCGUGGAUAUGAUGCCUCCUGUCUAUCCAUAUCCCUCUACCAAUGCCAUCCUUCAAGUGAACAAGAACGCUAACACAGACCAGAAAAAGAAGGAUGAGGAGAAGAAGGAGGAAGAGGAGGAUGAAGGGGGCGAUGAAGAUGGUCCCAAACCAAUGCCCCCGUUCAGCUCCUGUUUCAUACUGUCCACCACCAACCCGUUCCGUAGGUGCUGCCACUACAUCCUGACUAGGAAGUACUUUGAGUUCAGUAUCCUGUCUGUCAUCGCUAUGAGCAGCAUCGCCCUGGCUGCAGAAGACCCUGUCUGGCCUGAGUCACCAAGCAACCAAGUCCUGAAAUACUUUGACUAUGUCUUCACGGGCGUCUUCACUUUUGAGAUGUUGAUCAAGAUGGUGGUGUUAGGCCUGUUCUUACAUCAGGGUUCAUACUUCAGGGACCUGUGGAACAUCCUGGACUUUAUAGUGGUUAGUGGUGCUCUGGUGGCCUUCGCCUUCACGGGGACUGGCAAGGGGAAAGACAUCAGCACGAUCAAGUCUCUGAGAGUACUGAGGGUACUACGACCUCUCAAGACCAUCAAACGACUCCCCAAGCUAAAGGCUGUGUUUGACUGUGUGGUGAACUCUCUGAAGAACGUCCUGAACAUCCUCAUCGUCUACAUGCUCUUCAUGUUUAUAUUUGCUGUGGUGGCUGUGCAGCUGUUCAAAGGCAGAUUCUUCUACUGCACUGACGAGUCCAAGGAGUUUGAGCGCGAUUGCAGGGGAGAGUUUUUGGUGUACGAACGGCAUGAAGUAAAAGCUCAGAAGCGGGAGUGGAAGAAGUACGAUUUCCACUACGACAACGUGCCUUGGGCCCUGCUCACCCUCUUCACUGUGUCCACUGGAGAGGGCUGGCCGCAGGUGUUAAAGCAUUCGGUAGAUGCGACCUAUGAGAACCAGGGUCCCAGUCCGGGGUACCGGAUGGAGAUGUCCAUCUUUUACGUGGUGUACUUCGUUGUCUUCCCCUUCUUCUUCGUCAACAUCUUUGUUGCUCUCAUCAUCAUCACCUUCCAAGAACAGGGGGAUAAGAUGAUGGAGGACUACAGUUUGGAAAAGAAUGAGAGAGGAUGUAUAGACUUUGCCAUAAACGCCAAGCCCCUGACCCGCCACAUGCCCAAGAACAAGCAGAGCUUCCAGUUCCGAAUGUGGUCGUUUGUAGUGUCCCCACCAUUCGAGUACAGCAUCAUGGGUCUGAUCGCACUCAAUACUAUAGUCCUCAUGAUGAAGUAUAAUGGGGCGUCUGACACCUAUGAUAAAGUCCUGAAGAACAUCAACAUCGUCUUCACUACACUCUUCUUCAUGGAGUGUAUUCUCAAGAUCAUCGCCUUCGGGGUUUUGAAUUAUUUUAAAGACGCUUGGAACAUUUUUGAUUUUGUCUCCGUGCUCGGAAGCUUCACUGAUAUCCUAGUGACAGAAUUCUGGAAUAACUUCAUCAACCUGAGUUUCCUUCGACUGUUUCGAGCAGCUCGUCUCGUCAAGCUACUGAGACAAGGAGAGACUAUACGCAUCCUGCUCUGGACUUUCGUCCAGUCAUUUAAGGCGCUGCCCUAUGUGUGCCUCCUCAUUGGCAUGCUGUUCUUUAUCUACGCCAUCAUUGGGAUGCAGUUGUUUGGGAAUCUGGCACUUGGCGAGGAGGAAGGCAGCGCCAUCAACGAACAUAACAACUUCAGGACUUUCAUCAUGGCACUCAUGUUACUAUUCAGGAGUGCGACAGGUGAGGCGUGGCAUGACAUCAUGCUGUCGUGUCUGGGGGGUAAGAAGUGUGACCCAGACUCAGGGAACACAGAACCAGAGUGUGGCAGCACCUUCGCAUACACAUACUUCGUCUCCUUCAUCUUCUUCUGCUCUUUCCUGAUGCUGAAUCUGUUUGUGGCUGUCAUCAUGGAUAACUUUGAGUACCUGACCAGAGACUCAUCUAUACUGGGUCCUCAUCACCUGGACGAGUACGUCAGGAUAUGGGCCGAGUAUGACCCCGCUGCCUGCGGCCGAAUCACUUACAAUGACAUGUAUCAGAUGCUCAGGCACAUGUGUCCACCACUAGGCCUGGGGAAGAGGUGCCCCGCCCGGGUCGCCUACAAGAGGCUGCUGCGCAUGGACUUGCCGGUUGCUGAGGACAACUCAGUGCAUUUCAACUCCACCCUCAUGGCUCUGAUUCGGACGGCGCUCGACAUCAAGAUCGCCAAGGGAGGAGCCGACAAACAUCAGAUGGACGCUGAGCUGAGGAAAGAAAUGAUGGCCAUUUGGCCCAACCUCUCUCAGAAGAACCUAGACCUCCUGGUCACGCCACACAAGUCAGCCACAGACCUGACGGUGGGGAAGAUCUACGCUGCCAUGAUGAUCAUGGAGUAUUACAGACAGAGCAAGGCCAAGAAGCUCCAGGCCCUCCGCGAGGAGCAGAACCGAACACCGUUAAUGUUUCAGCGCAUGGAGCCGCCCUCCCCCGGGGCAGGCGAAGGGGGAGGAGGGGGAGGCCCCGACGGGACGGGAGGAGGGAUGCCAGGGGUCAACGGCCUCCCCGCCACAGAGCACGACCCCAACAGCAUACCUCCAGAGGGUGGGAUGACAGAGAGCCAGUCGUGGGUGACAGCUAAAGCUCAGGAGAUGUUUAACAAGACGGGCAACUGGAGCCCAGAGAGACCCUACCCCGAACAUCUCCAUGACAACAGACACAACCCCCAGACGGUAGAGAUGAGAGAGAUGGGGCGGGACGGGUACUCGGACACUGAGCCCUGUCACCCAAUGGCAAUGGACAGGCAUGGUCGGACCAUCUCCAUGCCCCGCCUCUCAGAUGACAACCAAAGUGUACACGCCGCUGCGCGGAGACGACACAGGCCCCGUGGACAUAACCACCUCAGUACCAUAACGGACACCAGCCCCAUGCGUCGGUCCACCUCCUCUCUGGUCCACGGGCGUUCUGGCAGGGAGAGGGGGGUGAGGCUGGAUGACUACAGCCUGGAGAGGGUGGAAGGGGAGGGGAGGCACGGUGGGGGAGGAGGGGGGCAACGCAGGGACAGGAGGGACAGGAGCCACCGCACCUCUCAGAGGUCCCUGACCAGAUACACAGACGCAGACACAGGGUUGGGCACAGACCUGAGCACCACCACCCAGUCUGGAGAACUGCCCCCCAAGGAGCGUGAACGCGAACGCGGUCGAGCCAAAGACCGCAGGCACCACCAUCAUCACCACCACCACGGUGGCUCCAUGGAGAAGGAGGGCCGCUACGGGCCAGACAGACACGGGCCAGAGUACAACCACAGACACCCCCACGACCGGGGGGACAGACACUGGUCCCGCUCUCCUAGUGAGGGGCCCGACGGACGGGGCCACAGACAGGGCAGUAGCUCGGUGAGUGGCAGCCCAGUCCCCUCCACAUCCGGUACCUCCACCCCCCGCCGCGGGCGCCGCCAGCUCCCCCAGACCCCCGCCGUGCCACGCCCCCACGUCACCUACUCCCCAGCCAUGCGACACCCCAAGCCCACCUAUGGAGCGGGUCCUCCUGGACGGCUCCGCUCCCCCUCUCCCCGACACUUCUCCCCCCCAGAGCACGACGGAGGGGGGUAUCACCGUCCGCCAUCGCGUCACGUUUCCCCACUUGAGCACGGAGGGUCGAGGCACGGGUCUCCGAGAUCGGCCCGGCAACAGUCGGGGUCUCGUUCACCUCCGCCCCACCAUGGGUCACCCCGGUCCCCCCGCCACGGGCGCUGGAGCGGUCCCCCUCCCGGGGAUAGUUUGGAGAGCGAGGGCGGCCCGUUCUACGAGCGCGACUGCGAGUACGAGCGCCAGCACGAGCCGCCCGCCUACGAGCAGAGCCUCAGCAACCCACAUCCCCACGGCAACCCCCACCCGCACGGCAACCCCCACCCGCACGGCAACCCGCACCCACGCUCCCCCAGGACUGCCCGGCACGGGGGCGGCGUGGGCCCACCACCUCCUCUUGCUCCCCCUCACCCCCGACGAGUCCCAAACGGUUACCGCUCGUCUUCGCCCUCCCCGCACCGGCGAGGGCCCCAACAUCAACACCCCCAUCCAGGGGGACCAGCCCACCGGUCCCCCCCUCAUCACCGGGUCCCCCAUGGAGGCCCCAGAGGCCCCCGGAAGGGUCUGCACGAACCCUACAGCGAGACGGACGAGGACGACUGGUGCUAGCACAGCGAAGGAACAGAAGAACGAGGGAGUCGAGGAAGAGAGGAAAUGGAGGGAGGAGAGGAGUCUCUCCGUCUCCCCCGUCCUCUGUUCUUCGUUAUGCAGACUUGAAUAAAGGGUAAAGGGAUGCAGAAGGGGGUGAGGAAAGGAAAGGAGGAGAGGAGGAUUUGGGAGAAGUCUCUCCAUCUCUCUACCUCCACCCCUGAGACUCAGACUUGGAUGGAGUGAUGAGGGAUAGAGGGAUGGUUGGAGGAGAGGAGGCACACCGUGUGGAUGUGUGAGACUCUAAACUCAGAGCAGACAUGACAAAGAGAGACAGCUAUAAGGCGCAACUACACACCUCUCCUCUUCUCCUCUGUCUCAACUACCAUACCCAGAGUUCUCAGCGAGCCCAGGGGGGAGUGGACCGAGGGAUGGUGGAGAGGUGCUGACGGAGGUGUGGAGAAGGAAGAACGAAUGAAUGAAAGGAAGGGAGGAGCAUGUAUAUUAAGUUACAAGUGGCCAAUGAAAGCUAAAUAAAAGCACCUGUCCUAGGCUGUUUAGGAGAGAGGUGGGUUAGUUAAGUUAAGCUAUACCUGGGUGCUCUUGCUGUUCUGUCAUUCUAUUCUGCUAGCCUGAUAAGUGUUAGGAGCUAAUAGCUAAACGCUAGCUAGCUAACGCUGCUCUUGGUCUAACCUAGACGGACAUGUUUAAAACAACAACAAUGAAAACCCAUGCCAGGACCCCCUAUCCUUAUACACGCCAAGCUAUGCCUCCAGAAAAAUCUAACUUGAAGACUAAAGAACAGAAAACAAAAACAAACAAACUUUGAAAAAAAAAGACGAGAAAAAAAGGGAGAACAACCACUUUAACUUUAAAACGUUCCUUUCCUUAAAGGGACAGGACUAGAACUAGGAAGCUCCGCCUCUACUGCAAAAACCAGCCAAUGACAGCAAUGGCUGAUAUUUGAUGAGUUUUAUCAUCUCCUGUUUACUGUUACAGACUCACGAUAAUGCUGACGACGGACCUGGUGUAACCUCACUUCCUAUGGUUGGGGCCUAGUGUGACAUCACUUCCUGUUCCGGUGGGUGGGGCCACAGGGGAGGGGCUGGGGGCGGAGUUAUGGACCCUUAGGGGGCGUAGUUUGUUUGCCCCCCUAUCUUCUCUCCCCCCUUCCUCUCUCCUCCAUCCUGCCGAAAAAGAAAGGACAGGAAAGGAAAAACGAUGGGGGGAGGAGAGGAAAGAAAGAAGUGAAGGGAGGGAAAAGACUAUUUCUUCAGUAUUUCUUCUAUCGAUUACUUCUUCUUCUUCUAGUUCUUCUUCUUGGACAUUGGAGCUUGUUUCUUCUGUUGCAUUCGCUCAAGCCUCUGUUAAUCCGUUCUGGAGUCAAACUUAUGUCAAAACUAUGAUGCAUGAAGGAAUUAAAAAAUAAUAAUAUCUAGAGAGAAUAUCUACUGUUGGGGAUAUGGGGGGCAUAUUGGGUUUAUAGAAAAUCUUUACAUUUUAGGUUUUGAUUGAAGAAGUUAUCUUUUUCUGACUCUCUCUCUCUCUCUCUCUGUCUAUCAUCAUGCGUUUGUUUAUUGAGUAAAUGUUGGUUCUAUAUCACCCUAAGGAUCUGAUGGACAACCUUUUUUAAGUUAGAUUUCCGCCCAAUACGGUUUUAAAGCUACCAUUUUCUUAUCUUGAAAGUACUCCUAAGUCCCUAAGAUGCUCCAAAAUUUUACUAAGAUACUCCUAAGUUGUUUUGAGGAAUAAGAAAGAAUUGAGAGAGCUGUGAGGAGAGAGAAAACUUCAACCUCUUUAAAGAAUGGAUUUUUAUUGUUAAUGAUGAUGAUAGUCUUAUAAAUACUGAUAUCAAUGUCAAUGCAAAACGAUGAAGGAUGAUGAAGAUGAUGAUAGAGUUGUUUACCGUAGAUCUGUUGUCAUGUUUUUUUGGAGUUUCAAUCUGCUGUGUCCCAUCUUGUUUUCAUCCUUUAUUUUCCUUGGGUUCUGUUCAAACUGUUCACAAACUGUUCAAAAACUGUUCCAAAACGCCUUUAACCGGGUCCGAUACAUGCAACACGCAUAAACGUUUCAGGUAGGGUUAGAUGUCGGAUUGUGAUUGUGAGCAACACAGAUAGAACUGUGUAGCGUUGUGUAACGCAGCUCUUUACCUCUGAUAGGUCCCCCUCAGUGGUAGACAGAGAAGGUGUGACUGGUAACCGGGGCCACGUUCAGUAGCCAAACAUUAUUGAAUGUUGCAGAUAGAAAUAUCAUUAACAGAGUCGACAUGGUUCUUCACUCUACAUGUAAGAGAUGCAUGUUUGUUCUUAAUAGCAUAUUUCUAUCUGAGCGUUCCAAAACAUUGUGUCCUGCUGAGCGUGCCCCAGUUACAGCCAAAUUAACCGGCCAACCAACCACCCGUCAGACCUCCGCACAGUAUCUGAUAAACAGCUAGCUGUGAACCAUAGAGUUAGAAAGAAGACUUGAUAAAACGGGUUAUAUCCACCUAGAGUCCUCUUUCUAUCUCUAUGCUGUGAACGAGCUCCACCUCACAUCCCCUAGAGCUCUCCACUAGCUGUCUAGUCUCUCUGUCUUUCUCAUUUUACAUGGCAUCUUUAGCAUUGAGCUGCUUGCUUUACCAAGCCAGAGGAGAACAUUCUAGAAACUAGUCUAGACUCUAGAAACUCUAGUACAUUCUAGAGCAAUCUUUAGACAGGAACGCUAACAUGAUUGUUUCCUGAUGUUUUGAAUGAAACACAUUUAUUUUGCUAUGAUUACAGUUCUGUAGAUUGUAACAGAUAUUCGCUAUAAUAACUCUUAAGAUGAUAGAUACAGUAUAGAUAUAUAGAGAUAUAGAACUUUAUAUAUUAUAGAGAGAGAAAUAAUUUUAUUUAUUUCAAACAUUCUAGCUAAGUAGCUAGCGCUCAGAAAAUCUCCAUUGAAAUCAGCUACACUGAUUCAAAUUGCACUGUGUCACUAUAGCUCCACACAAUAUCCCACUACAAACUCUAUGCAGAUCUAUCCGACAAACAUUUCUCCUUUACCAUUAUAGUGCAGAGCGGUCGUGCCGUUAUAAAUAAAUGACAAUACGUAAGUGACCACAUAGAAAUAUAAUGUAUGGAACAGGCCUCCCAAUUCAAGUCAAUGAUGGCAUAUCUAUAGAUUGCAUUUCUAUGGGUGACCAAGUCAGAUAGUGUAUAUACAACAUUUUAAUAUAGAUGGAUAGAAAUAUAUAGAUAGAGGG